UUUUGGUUCCUCAUCACCAUUUUUAUCUUUGUAGUGCUGUGAUGCUUGCCAUUGCCAUUGUUCUCAAAUCCCCUUCCUUUGGCUGCUAUUUUUUAAACUGGACGAUGCAAAAACGCAAAUUGUUGAUUAAACCUUCUUCUCUUCACACCAAUUUCCUCUAGCACUCGUCCAAUUCUGGUCACACCAGAGAAGAGGAGACCAAGACAAGAAGAACACAAGAAAACCAGAAAAGAAAGAAAAACAUAGCAAAACAUAGAAACUGCUGGUACGAGGAAACACACAGAACAAAGUCCGAAGUAGCAGUGUGAGGAAGAAAGAGGAGGCACAUAAAUCAAUCUCAGAUCUCACAAUCAGCUCCUCCCAGAUCCCAUCUGAUUGUUUGUACAUUCAAAAGUUUGGGAUUUUUUCCUUGAUUUUUGGUCAAAGUUUAUGGCUUCAUCUGGGAAUCUAAAUCAACAGCAGCAGCAGCAACCUCAACAACAACCACAAACAGCCCAUUUUGAUUUCAAUAAGCUUUUCAAGACUCCACCACCAGCAGCAUCAGCAGCAUCACCCUCUAUCCCUAAUCCUUCAAAUUUGAACUCUUCUCCAUCAUUCCCUUCUCCUUCUCCUUCCACACCCCCUCCUUCUUCCUACCCUACCCCCUCUUCCUCCUACCCCCCGCCGACUGGCACAUACCCUUAUCAUCACCCUCACUUUCUCCCCUAUCCAGCCCUUCACCACCAACAACAACACCAAGAGCACCCUCUCAUCCUUCACCACCUCCCUCAAAUGCACGCCCCUCAAAGACCUACUAUUUUCCCACCCCCUUCCCCUUCUCCCUCCUCACCACACCUUCCUUCAUCCCCCAAUCCCACCACCGGUGCUCGCCUCAUGGCCUUGCUGGGCACCCAAAACCCUCCCUCCAAUCAGGAACCAUCGGUUGUGUACUCAUCUCCUUCUGGCACAUCUUCAUCACCCAUGGUUUCUGAUUUUUCAGUGCCACCAAACCCUUCAGGGUUGCCAUCCACACAGCUCUCGGGCUCUCCUGUGAAUCUGGCUAGUCCUCAGUCCACUCCUACCAGGAUGCUCAGCAGCAAGCUGCCCAAGGGGCGCCACUUGAUUGGAGAGCAUGCUGUGUAUGACAUUGAUGUUAGGAUUCCUGGGGAGGUGCAGCCUCAGCUUGAAGUCACUCCAAUCACCAAGUAUGCUUCCGAUCCCGGUCUUGUGCUUGGACGCCAAAUCGCUGUGAAUAAGUCUUACAUAUGCUAUGGACUCAAACUUGGGGCCAUCCGGGUGCUUAAUAUCAAUACUGCAUUGAGAUAUUUGCUUCGAGGUCAUACUCAGAGAGUGACAGACAUGGCAUUCUUCGCUGAGGAUCUUCACCUGUUGGCCAGUGCUAGCACUGAUGGGAGAAUAUUUGUAUGGAAAAUCAAUGAGGGCCCUGAUGAGGACGACAAGCCUCAAAUUACUGGAAAAGUUAUCCUAGCACUUCAAAUAUUAGGAGAGAGUGAGUCUGUUCAUCCAAGAGUAUGCUGGCAUCCCCACAAACAAGAGAUAUUAAUGGUUGCUAUUGGAAACCGUAUCCUCAAAAUCGAUAGUAUGAAAGCUGGAAGGGGUGAAACAUUUUCUGCAGAGGAGCCUCUCAAAUGUUCCAUUGAUAAGUUGAUUGAUGGGGUGCAUCUUGUUGGUAAGCAUGAUGGCAAUGUGACUGAGUUGUCAAUGUGCCAAUGGAUGAAGAGUCGAUUAGCUUCAGCUUCAGCUGAUGGCACGGUGAAGAUAUGGGAAGAACGUAAGGCAACACCACUUGCUGUUUUAAGACCACACGACGGUAAACCUGUAAAUUCUGUGACAUUCUUGACUGCUCCUCAUCGUCCUGAGCACAUUGUUCUUAUCACAGCGGGGCCACUAAAUCAGGAAGUGAAGAUAUGGGUCUCUGAUAAUGAGGAAGGCUGGCUAUUGCCUAGUGAUUCUGAGUCAUGGCAUUGUAUUCAGACUUUGGACAUAAGAAGUUCGUCUGAAUCCAACCCCGAGGGUGCAUUCUUUAUUCAAGUUGUAGCAUUGCCCCGUGCUGGUUUAUUUCUGCUUGCAAAUGCCAAGAAAAAUACAAUAUAUGCUGUGCACAUAGAGUAUGGAUCCAAUCCAACUGCUACCCGCAUGGAUUACAUUGCUGAGUUCACAGUCACAAUGCCUAUAUUAAGUCUUACAGGAACCAGUGAUAAUUUACCAGAUGGAGAGCAUAUUGUGCAGAUAUAUUGUGUCCAAACACAAGCUAUUCAACAGUAUGGACUCAAUUUGUCACAAUGUUUACCUCCACCCUUGGACAAUGUUGAACUUGAGAAAACAGAAUCCAAUUUAUCACGUUCUUUUGAUGCUAUUGAUGGAUCGACUAAUCUGGAAACUGGAAAUAUGCCACAAGUUCAUUCUAGCAGUUCUGAAAGUGCUCCUGUUGCGAGCCUGGUUGUAAAUUUGCCUUCAUCAGAUAUUUCAGUUUUACCACCUGAAGCUUCUAUAUCUUCUAUAUCAGAAGCAGAGACCAAGGUUAAUGAUGUACCUUCUCGUAAUGGUUUUGAACAUAUUCAAAGUGCUCCACCUCCACUUCCUCAGAGUCCAAGAUUGUCCCACAAGUUAUCUGGUUUGAAAAAUUCAUCAAAUAGUUUAGAGACUAGUUCUACAGCUGCUGACCAUAGCAGUGACCAGACAAAUCUUGAUUCUUCAUCUGAACGGAGAAUGGAGUCUGAAAAAGAUAUGGCAGAUGUGCCUGCAUCAGGUGACAAUUUAAGAAAGGAUGAUAAAGUUGUUUCAAAUGAUGUUUCUGUGGUUUCUAAUACCCAAGCAACAUAUAAACACCCAACCCAUUUGGUAACUCCAUCUGAGAUAUUCUCUAAAACUGCUUUAUCUUCUGAGAAUUCCCAUACUUCUCAAGGUAUGAAUGUUCAAGAUGUGGUUGCCCGUAGUGAUACAGAAAACAUUGAAGUAGAUGUUAAAGUUAUAGGGGAGAUGGGUUCUAAUCAAGAAAGUACUGAGAGUGAAAGAGACAGAGACUCUCACACCAAUGUUACUGAGAAGAAAGAGAAGUUAUUUUAUUCUCAGGCCUCUGAUCUAGGCAUUCAGAUGGCUAGAGAGACUUAUUAUGACAUUGAGGCAGCUCAUCAAGCUAAUAACAUUAAGACCAUUGAUGCACCUGGUCAAAGUUGUAACUCUGUUGAGGAAGAAGUUCAAGACACAAGUAAGGAUGUACCUACAAACAUCAGUGAAUCAGAAACCAUGACUACUACUGUGCAAUCACCUACACCUUCUGUGAAAGGUAAAAGACAAAAAGGGAAAACUUCACAUUUGUCUGGUGCAUCUUCUGCAUCUCCCAGUCCUUUUAAUUCAGCAGAUUCAUCAAACGAUCAAGGUGGAAAUUCAGGAGGAUCAUCUAUAGAAGCUGCCUUACCACAGUUAUCUGCUAUGCAGGAGAUGAUGGGCCAGUUGUUAAGCAUGCAUAAAGAAAUGCAAAAGCAGAUGAAUGCAAUGGUUUCUGUUCCAGUCACUAAGGAAGGCAAAAGAUUAGAAGGAUCCUUGGGUCGAAACAUGGAGAAAGUUGUCAAGGCUCACACUGAUGCUUUGUGGGCUCGAUUACAGGAAGAAAAUGCAAAGCAAGAGAAGCUAGAGCGAGAUCGGACGCAGCAAAUAACAAAUUUGAUGUCCAAUUAUGUAAACAAAGAUAUGUCAUCUAUAUUGGAGAAAAUCAUUAAGAAGGAAAUAUCUUCAAUUGGAACAACCAUUACUCGUUCAUUAAGUCAAGUUAUAGAGAAAACAAUAUCUUCAGCUAUUACAGAAUCAUUCCAGAAGGGGGUGGGAGACAAGGCAUUGAAUCAACUAGAAAAAUCAGUUGGUUCAAAACUUGAAGCUACUGUGGCUAGGCAGAUACAGACACAAUUUCAAACCUCUGGCAAGCAAGCUCUUCAGGAGGGACUUAAGACUAGUUUGGAAGCUUCAGUCGUUCCGGCAUUUGAGAUGUCUUGCAAGGCUAUGUUUGAGCAAAUUGAUGUUGCUUUUCAAAAUGGAGUUGUGAAGCACACAGCUGCUAUUCAACAGCAGUUUGAUUCUACUUAUUCUCCUCUAGCCAUGACGUUGAGGGAUACAAUUAGUUCAGCAUCAUCAAUCACCCAAACUUUGAGUGGACAAUUGGCUGAUGGCCAACGUAAACUGUUAGAAAUUGCAGCUAACUCCAAAGUAACAGUGGAUCCCUUUGUAGCACAAACUAACAAUGGCAUGCAUGAGAUGACUGAGGAUCCUACCAAAGAACUAUCAAGGUUGAUAAGUGAGAGAAAAUUUGAGGAAGCAUUUACAGGAGCCCUUCAUAGAAGUGACGUUUCAUUAGUUUCUUGGUUAUGUUCUCAGGUUGAUUUAUCUGGCAUUUUGGCAAUGGUGCCCUUGCCAUUAAGCCAAGGAGUACUUCUGUCUCUUCUACAGCAGUUGUCCUGUGACAUCAGUACAGACACACCCCGAAAAUUGGCAUGGAUGACAGAUGUGGCAGCUGCUAUAAACCCGGCAGAUCCAAGGAUUGCAGCACAUGUGCGGCGAAUAUUAGAUCAAGUGUCCCACACACUUGGCCAUCAUCGGAAUUUACCUACCACCUCCCCUUCUGAAGCGAGCACAAUCCGCCUUCUCAUGCAUGUCAUAAACUCGGUGUUGUUGAGCUGUAAAUGAUAUUGUUGUAUUUUAUUAUAUGUGCAGAAAUGUUAAGUAUGAACUUUGGUUUGUAAUUGUAUAGAUAUUUAGAUAGCUUGGAGGGGAUGAAAUGAACUACUGUACUUAGAGUUUUGGUACAAUUGAUUUGUGUGACAUAGUUUCACAUUUUUGUAUGCUUAUUAUUUUACAUUUUA
Messenger RNA from Vigna angularis (adzuki bean), 4853 nucleotides. Its product is annotated as enhancer of mRNA-decapping protein 4. Bases 430 to 4677 code for a protein of 1415 amino acids. NCBI's taxonomy places the organism in Eukaryota, Viridiplantae, Streptophyta, Magnoliopsida, Fabales, Fabaceae. The record is from RefSeq and is a predicted model, not a curated record. The transcript is spliced from 13 exons. Gene Ontology annotation, biological process: deadenylation-independent decapping of nuclear-transcribed mRNA. Gene Ontology annotation, molecular function: protein binding. Gene Ontology annotation, cellular component: P-body.